Bathycoccus prasinos is the source of this 861-nucleotide messenger RNA. RefSeq lists its product with no specific name. The transcript has a single exon. Bases 1 to 861 code for a protein of 286 amino acids. The record is from RefSeq and is a predicted model, not a curated record. NCBI's taxonomy places the organism in Eukaryota, Viridiplantae, Chlorophyta, Mamiellophyceae, Mamiellales, Bathycoccaceae.
AUGGUGGACGCGUUAAUCAAAGCGUCCGAAGAUCAAAAGUGCGCAUCCGCGGCACCUUUACCUGGGGCGGGGAGAGAUUUAGUGCCUUUUGACUUCGAGGCGCAUAAUCAAAACACGACGAGUAAUUAUAACAGUUCGACGCCUUUGUUAGUAGGAGUAGAUCCGAGGCUGCGAGCGCACCAGGUGUGCGCGCCGCAGGUGCCGACGGGAGGGCACGCGGCGGCGGCGGCGAAACUCUCCAACUCGGCGCCGUUAGAAACGACCACGAAUAACGGACACCACACGAAAGGAAACAACAACAACAAAGGAAAGAGCAACAAGAACAACAACAACAAUAGCACCAGAAACGAUUAUAACGAGCCGAAAUACGCAGGCGCGAGUUUCACAAACUCGCCCGAUCCAGAUGUCGUGCCGUUGCCGAGCUUUUUGAAAACGAUACCGGGAGCCCAAGCGGCGAUGGCGAGAAGAAAUUCUUCGCAGAACUCGUUGUCGUCCUCGGCGGGGAGUUCUCCGCCGACGACGACGGCGAGCGCGAACAGCUUGAUGCAGAAUUUACUCUCCCGCUCGCCGCCUCCACAACAACAUCAGCGGCCGCCGAUGAGUGGCCAAGCUUUACUUGGAAGUUUGCUCGGUGGCGGCAUGCCCACGCCGCCGCAACACCAUCAACAUCAAGCACCGACACCGACAAAAAGCGUAUUGAACGAUCUGUUCGGCGGCGAUAGAAAUGGAGGAGGGAACGGGGGAAUACAACUCCAACCGUACAGAGGUCCAGACGGAUCGCAACAAUACCCCAACAUUCCGGAACCUGCGAAUCAUGAUUUUCAAAUGAUGAUGGCAAAACUUUCCGGUUCGCAUCGGUAA